AUAAAAGGGUCACUUUGUUUGAUAUUAAGGAUAUAUAUCAUAAAUGCCUUGUGCUUUGGGUUUUAUUUCUGUCUUGUAAUUAAGCUAUUUCAACAUAUCUUUUCCUCUAUAUAUAGCUCACUUAUUGGGUUUCUAUAAAGGAAGCACAACAACACAUCUCCUCAUCAGCUUUCACCUCUUUCUCUUUCUUACUCUCUCUCUCUCUUUAAGCCUCCUUCUCAACAAAAGCCAAACACCCUUUAUGCAUUUCUGAACCAUUAUUAGAAAGAAAGGAAACUUUUAGCUGAAAAAAGUCGAGAAAUCAUCGUCAUCAUUAUUAACAUGGCUUUAGAAACUGUGGUGUAUAAUUCUCAAGACACAUUCAACUAUGUCUUCAAGGACUUCUAUUCCUCUAUGGUAUCUCCUAAUAAUACUAAUAAUCUUUGGUACGAAUUUUGCCUCCAAGAAGAAGAUGAAGAACGCAAAUCCCUUGUUGGGAUUUUCGAUAAUAAUCCUAUAAUGGACCAAACAAUUCAUGCAAAUUUAAACUACCACCACCAAUACUCUACCCCUCCUGCUAUUUUUCAUCAGAGCUUAACGGAGCAAUUAGAAUCCUCAAUCUCGUCUCCUGAAGUCAGCUGUCGACCACCUCAGCCUCCGAGUUCGACUCCUCCACCAGAACCACUACCACUUGAUCAAUCUCCUCCCUCGUCAUUCCCCUGCCAUCUUAUGGACCCCAUUGCUGACCCUCCGGCCACAGAAAACGGGCGCAGAAAACGACGCCGUACAAGAGGCAGCAAGAACAAAGAAGAGCUCGAAAUCCAGAGGAUGACCCACAUUGCUGUAGAGCGAAACCGCCGCAAACAGAUGAACGAGUACCUUGCUGUACUCCGAUCUUUAAUGCCCUCGUCUUAUGUUCAGAGGGGUGACCAAGCUUCAAUUAUUGGGGGAGCCAUUAAUUUCGUGAAGGAGCUAGAACAGUCGUUGCAGUCAAUGGAGGGCCACAAGGUCAGAACAAAAGUAGAGCACGACGAUCAUGAAGAUGAUAUCAGAAAUUGUGGAAGAUUUUCAUCUAAUAUUUCUCAUUCUUCAUCUUCUUUACCUUUACCUUUGACAUCUCCAUCUCCACCAUCGUCUUCCUCUUCAUCAACUUCCACUUCUCCUAGUCCUAAUUAUUCCCAAUCUUCUUCUCCAUUUGCCGACUUCUUCACUUUCCCACAAUACUCCACACGUGCGAACCACUACUACUUCAGCAACAACUCAUCUGAAAAUGGCCAAAGGGCUGCGGCGGACAUAGAAGUGACCAUGGUCGAUUGCCAUGCCAAUAUUAAAAUAUUGUCAAAGAAAAAGCCGAGACAGCUCUUAAAGAUGGUCGCAGGUCUCGGAGCACUUCGCCUCUCUGUUCUUCACCUUAAUGUCAUCACUGUUCAGCAAAUGGUACUCUACUCCUUUAGCGUCAAGGUUGAAGAAGGGUGCCAGAUGAAUACUGUGGAUCAAAUUGCAGCAUCCGUUAAUCAAAUGAUGCACAGAAUUAAUGCAGAGCUUGCUUUGAUCAUCUGAUUAUGGGAAACAUUUUAUUUUAUAUUUAAACUUUGUAAUUCAGCUUUAUCGGCCUCUGCCCUUUGUAAUGCAAUCCAUUUUCAUCGGCCCCUGCUUUUCUUCUUUGUCUUUUUCCUCUUUAAGUUUUACGGAUAAAUAGCAUUUGGUACCUGUAAUAUGUUGCCAAACUUAACUUUUAAUUUUAUCAAUUUUUGAUCAA
Messenger RNA from Cannabis sativa, 1738 nucleotides. Its product is annotated as transcription factor bHLH94. The transcript has 3 exons. The record is from RefSeq and is a predicted model, not a curated record. Lineage: Eukaryota; Viridiplantae; Streptophyta; Magnoliopsida; Rosales; Cannabaceae. Gene Ontology annotation, molecular function: protein dimerization activity; RNA polymerase II cis-regulatory region sequence-specific DNA binding; DNA-binding transcription factor activity, RNA polymerase II-specific. Bases 322 to 1539 code for a protein of 405 amino acids. Gene Ontology annotation, biological process: regulation of transcription by RNA polymerase II.